CUCGUAACAACGGUCCUCGCCACGCCAACGAAUGUCAUCCGCGAGCGAACACUCGUUCAACACGAUGCCGCAGCAAUCCAGAGCAGCAUUGCCGACAUAAACAGCAAGACCAUUGCUCUAGGAGACGACAUCACAGCGUACACAGGCGGGGACACCUCAGCCAUAGAAAAGACAUCGACUGAUCUUGUUGCUACCAUCAAUGCUGGCACCGAUAUUGUUCUUGCCGGCGAUGACUUGACUUCAACGGAUGCGUUGAACCUGGUGGGCCCUAUUCAGACGUUGACAAAGAACGUCGAUGCUACCAUCUCCGCCCUUAUUGAUAAGAAGGAUCCGGUCGUCGAGGCAGGCUCCGGUGCAUCGGUUUAUGCCCAGCUCCAAGAGCAGUUGGCUGCGGCCACUAGCUUUGCUGACGCUCUGACCAGCAAGGUUCCGGAAUCGCUCAAGGAGAUCGCCGAUGAGUUGUCGUCUGGUAUCAAGGCAUCUAUCCAGAAGGGCAUCGAUGCCUAUGAGGAUGUUUCCACGCCCACCACAACAGCGACCUCGACUACUUCGACAACAACUACUGAUACUCCUAGCCCAACUGAGACGACUACAACUCCACCCCCUACUAGCACCUCGACCACAUCUGGGCCAGACGAGACAGACACGUCCACUCCG
Molecule: messenger RNA, 657 nt
Organism: Aspergillus versicolor CBS 583.65
Lineage: Eukaryota; Fungi; Ascomycota; Eurotiomycetes; Eurotiales; Aspergillaceae
Product: cell wall mannoprotein 1 family protein
Exons: 1
Cellular component (GO): extracellular region
Source: RefSeq, a predicted model, not a curated record